Heterobilharzia americana is the source of this 3222-nucleotide messenger RNA. NCBI's taxonomy places the organism in Eukaryota, Metazoa, Platyhelminthes, Trematoda, Strigeidida, Schistosomatidae. The record is from the annotation of a GenBank genome assembly.
AUGCCCCCUGGACAUCUCAAUGACUGUGGUUCAGCACCUUUAUGGGCCGAAGGUAUACCAUACAGCCCAUACUAUUCUGACGAUCAGUUAGGCUCAAAUUCAGUUUCCCCUCUUGGAAUGGCUGCUGUUUACCCUCCGCUACGUUUUCGGUGGCACUUGAACCCACCUGAACCUAGUUCCGUAGCACGUUUAGAAUAUUGGCUUGAUCGACUUGGCGUUGAUGUAGAUGAGAAUCAUUCAGCAUCUGGAAUGGUUCUUGUUGGUCUUAAGCCUGGUAGUGUAACUAUUCACUUGACAGUUGAGUCUGUAGAACCCAACGCAAAGCAGAUAGUUGCAGUAUCUACUGAUGGAGUAUUAACUGAUCGUCUUCAUGCUCAGCUAACAGUUGUUGUUUUAUCACGACUUGGAUUGAGUUCACCAUCUCGAGAACCUCAACAGAUCAUUUUAUCGCCUAAUUCACAAUUGAACUUGAUUCCAUGGACUGAUUUACGUUCCGACAGCAUUUUACGCUACAAAGUUUCAACCUUUUCUCAUAACGGGAAUGUAUCAUUGGAUCAUACUAAUCAGAUAGUAACUAUCACUUCAGAUGGUAUUUUACGUGUGAAUGAUAAAUGUGCGGAUAUAGGCUCACUUUGUAGAAUUACACUUCAAAUUGAAUCAGUGCCAAAUGGAAAUUUAUUGAGUACAAAAUACACUCAUGACUUUAAUAGUCCACUUACGCAAACAUUGAUCUUGAAUAUAUUGGUUAAAGUACCACGUUUUAUUAUGCUUUCUGCACCACAUAUUGUUAUUCCCCGAAAUGAUGAAUCGUCGAAGAUACUUGGUCUUCCAGUUGGUGGUCCAUAUAAAAUAGAAAUUUCAUAUCAUGAUGAAUUAGGACGUGUAUUCGAUGCCGUUUCAAAUGACUUCUACCAAUUAAAAGCUUCACUUCACCGAUCAGAUUUAUUUUCCGCUCAUUUCAUAAGAGAUUUUGUGACUGAAGAACAUUUCCCUACUACUGAUGACUUCAAGUUAUACAAUUCAGCUCGUUAUGCUGCAUUUGGCAUUGGUAUUCAUGCCUUACCACUGGCUCAAAAUGAUGAUGGCACUGGUCUAAUUCAAAGUAUUAGGAAGACUCAACUCGACAAGGAUCAGCAUUGGACCGUCAUGCAUAUCGCACUGUCCAAUAAAAUUGUUGGUUUAUUACCCAGUUACUUAAGCCUACCAUACACUAACUCACUUAAUCUUCUCGGUUUAACGUCUUUGGUAGAAGGUCAAUGGAUGUGUUUGCCGAAGUUAUCUAUAUCAUUAAGUCUAGACGAAACCUGGUCUUCACUUGAUCCAUCUAUAAUAUGGAUUGAUCCUUCGCAACGGUUACUAUUAGCCCGUCGUUCUGGACAGGGAGUUUUAUCUUAUUCACUUACACCGUCAAUAAAAAACAAUCAACAACACGAGACAUUAAAAAAUUCCACCUAUCCAAAUAUUAAAUUUGAUCCACUUACCUAUUUGAUCAAAUUGCCUGUUGUACCACUUGAAUUGUAUUCAUUUGGUAUGCCGUCUUCAAGUUUGAUACUUGUUGAUACUGGGAAUAGUGUGCCUCAAAGUGAACCCAUCACAUUUCCUAUUGGAAUUGAUCGUCGGUCACGUGGUGAAUCACUUCUACCUUUGUUACGCUUUCUUGUUCAACUCCCAAUCAAAGAAAGUACCAAUAUUCCAUGCACUCAAAAACCGGGUUCAGUAUUUCUUCCCCUUACUCCAUUCAAGUGUUCAAUUCGAUUGGAGUUAAAUGGUGAAUUUCAAAUGGAUUCUAACUAUCGGCCAACUUUAAUACCGAGUUGGCUUUCACAUUUAGUGCUUUGGGAACAUAAUGAGACAAUCGAAUCUAUCUUGGAGUCAGAAUCUGCUAAAUUCAUCUUAGAAAGAUCCUUGUCAACACAACUAGAACCAUUAUCACAAUCAUCGCCUUUUUACACUACAUCUACCCAAUGGCAAUGUGUUGUGCGAACUCCUACAGCCUGGUCGUUUAGUGUUGAUACCAUUGCUCUUACACUCUUACCUAAAACAAGAAUGAUUCUACAAUUAAUCAAAAGUCAUGUAACUGGUAAUGUUGAACAGGAAGAGAAUUCAUCAGUCAUCGCUCAGACAUCAUUGCUUCCUUUGCCAGGUAUCAAAGUACUAAUUCCCCCUGCGUUGAGACUUCCUGAAGACAGUCAUGUAUCUACUUCCAAGGACUCAUAUCAAUUUUGGAUAACUCAUACUGAUCGCUUUACUCAAAGUCUGUUGAUUUUCAUUCCACCGGCUACUUCAUACGCAUUGAGUAUGAAAGAAUUGGGAUAUGAUAAAUUGUUGGUUCGAUCACAUUCUCCAGAUAUUUUACAAAUUGUUGAACCAGCACGAUCUGUUCAAAGUUUGGCUGAAGUUGUGGAUAUUUUGAAAGAUUAUAGUCAAAGUUUAUCUUCAUCUUUAGCUUCUGUUACAUUAGCAUCAUAUCCUAGCAGUGUUACAACUGAACUAUCUCGUUGGCUUUAUGUAGUUCAUGAACAAAUUGAAAAGAUUGAAGAUGAUGCCAUCUCUGAUUUGAAUCCAUCUGUAUUGAAACACAAAGUUUUAUGGACAGUACAAAUGAGAUGUGUACCUGGGGAUUCUCCUAUUGACACAGUGGUGAAUGUUGUACUCAGUCUCCGUUCAACUGGACAACAUAUUGAAAUCCCUGUACGAAUAAGUAUACCAUCAAUUAGUCAAUUGGAUGGUCAAGAAAUAAUAAAGCCCACUUCAUCACUUUACUUUUUCAAUUUCUCUUGGAUCCAUCUAUUUGCUGUUAUUCUCAUUACACUAUUCAUUGCAAUUAUAAUACAUAUUAUAUUACGCAGUGAGACGUUAAUAAGUUCUUCGAGUGGUUCAAAUACUGGGAAAUAUUCUCCUAGUCCUCUUCCUCCAAUAAACAAGGAAUUUGGUCGAUCUUCUGUUGGACGUCAAUUGUGGAGUCAAAGCUUUGUUCCUGGUGGAGGUCCUAACACAUUUCGCCAAGCUUCUAUGACAUUUGGAGGUCUACGCUCUCCUAGUGGUUCACCUCCUUUCCGUUCAGAAACUUUUUCCCCUAACAUUUCAGCUACUAAUAUUCAACGAUGUUCGCCUAGAUUUGGUGUCGAUGGAAGUGGUGAUCUUGUAAAUGAUGAAAGACGAUGGCGACAAGCGCUUAGUAGUGGAACGAAUCGUUUAAGAGAUAGCUUUGAUAAUAUGUGA